Molecule: messenger RNA, 831 nt
Organism: Ilex paraguariensis (yerba mate)
Lineage: Eukaryota; Viridiplantae; Streptophyta; Magnoliopsida; Aquifoliales; Aquifoliaceae
Source: the annotation of a GenBank genome assembly
UCCUCUCUCCUCUCUCCUCUCUCUCCCCUUGUUGAUAUAUAUAGAACAAGGACCCUGUCGGCAUACAUAGUAGUAAUCUUUGAUUCUCUUUCGCUUCCAUCCCUUUAGUUACUCUAGAACCUUCCUAUCCCCUCUGUCUUUCUGUUUCUCUCUCUAUCUUUCUAUGGCUUCCGCUUCCCAAGGUAGCCUCCUCCUCCAAAAACAGCUCAAAGAUCUUUGUAAAAAACCAGUUGAUGGGUUUUCGGCCGGGUUGGUAGAUGAAAGUAACCUAUUUGAAUGGAGCGUCACCAUUAUUGGGCCCCCAGAUACUUUAUAUGAUGGAGGUUUCUUUAAUGCCAUCAUGAGCUUCCCACAGAAUUACCCGCAAAGCCCUCCAACAGUGAGAUUUACCUCGGAGAUGUGGCAUCCUAAUGUUUACCCUGACGGGAAAGUCUGUAUUUCAAUUCUUCAUCCCCCUGGCGAUGACCCAAAUGGCUAUGAGCUUGCAAGUGAGCGCUGGUCACCUGUUCAUACGGUGGAGAGCAUAGUUUUGAGCAUUAUAUCAAUGCUUUCAAGUCCCAAUGAUGAGUCUCCCGCAAAUGUGGAAGCUGCAAAGGAUUGGAGAGAAAGAAGGGAAGAAUUUAAGAAGAAAGUGAGUCGUUGCGUGAGACGGUCACAAGAAAUGAUGUGAACUGGUUCCGUGGCAGCUGCAUGCUUCAACUCAUCUGCUGGGAGAAAGAAUAUGAUGUUUCACAGUUUGUUGAAUUGGCUUCCCUUGGGACUCUAUUGCUCCAUGUAGAACACCAUCAAGUUAAAUUUUUAUAUCCUUUGCCUGCGCUCGUGUCUUUUCUA